AGAUUCUGUACAUUCGUCGUUUAUUUGAGAAUUUCGGCGUUCAAGAUAUCCCGUUCUUCGAUUCUUGAGUGUUACUCGAGCCAUGAUCUGGUAGAGCUUAUCCGAAAGCCAAGACUAUCGCUGAGCCUGUCGAAAUGGACAAAUUCUGUAAUUCGUCGUUUAUGGAUAUUGACUUAUCCUGGAACACGCAGGAUCCGGAUCUCACUCCAUGCUUCCAAAAGACGGUGCUUGUGUGGGUGCCAUGUAUCUGGCUGUGGUUGCUUCUGCCCUUCGAAAUUCAUAGCUUGAAAUUAUCGCGAGGCCGAUACAUUCCCUGGACGUAUCUCAACAUGGCGAAGAUUUUUGUUUCUUUGGCCCUUUCGAUUUCACAAAUCAUUGAAUUCGGUUACGUUGUUUCCGUCGGGUAUUCAAGACCUGUUCCAUCUUCUGAUUUCGUCGCUCCGUUUGUGCUGGUCAUCACAUUGAUUCUAGUAAUGUUCCUCAUCGUUGCUCAGAGACGAAGAGGGAUACAAUCGUCUGGUCCCUUGUUUAUAUUUUGGGUAUUGCUUGCUGUAGCUGGAGCUCCAGCGUAUAGAACAUUUUUGCGUGGGUUGAGCACAAUGGACGAGGACCGUCGUCUCUUUUCCUUCGUCAUUUACAUGGUGUACUACCCCUUGGUUUUGGUGUCCCUGUUGCUGAGCUGCUUUGCUGAUGCAAGACCCGUCCGGUUGAUCGAUGCGUCUCAACCGGAUAAUGGUGACACGAUGCGAGCCGAAUGUCCUGAAUAUGGAGCGUCGUUUCUGUCGUGCAUAACUUUUUCGUGGUUUGACAAAAUGUCGUGGCGUGGAUAUCGUAAUCCACUUACUAUGGAUGACUUAUGGUCCCUGAAUGAAGUUGACAAGUCGAAAAACAUCGUCCCGAUUUUCGAUAAGCACUGGGAUCGAGCGAGGAGGAAGGCUAUUCUAAAAGCGUCAAAAAAACAAUUAUCCCAGAAGAUCCGGAAUCGUUCUGUUUCCAUGCAGUACAAGGCUGAGGGCGUGGAAAUCAAAUCAAGCAAGAAGCUCUUGCCCGAUAGUGAUGGGACAAAAGAUGCUGUUUUUGAAGAUAAAUCUGAUGUAGCUGUGAAGAGCGAAGCUUCGAUUUUGGGUCCAAUUUGUAGAACAUUUGGUCCAACUUUUGUUAUGGGCUCAGUGUUGAAAGUAGCUCACGACUUGCUUGCCUUCGUCAGUCCACUGAUUCUUGAGCAGUUGAUCAAGUUUGUUGAGUCUGGAGAAGAACAAUGGAAAGGGUUUUUCUACACGGGUAUCAUGGUAGUCGCUGCAUGCCUUCAGUCGCUGGUGCUAGGACAAUAUUUCCACCGCAUGUUCAUUGUUGGGAUGCGAGUACGAACUGCCGUGGUCUCAGCAGUUUACAGAAAAGCACUCAAAUUGUCAAACGCUGCGAGAAAGGACUCUACUGUUGGCGAGAUCGUUAAUCUCAUGAGUGUAGAUGCUCAGAGAUUCAUGGAUCUAACGACGUAUCUCAACAUGCUCUGGUCUGCUCCGCUUCAGAUAUGUCUUGCACUGUAUUUUCUAUGGUUGCAACUUGGACCUUCUGUGCUGGCUGGUCUGGCAGUGAUGAUUAUCCUUAUUCCCGUCAACGGAGUCAUUGCGAACUUGACGAAGAAACUGCAGAUCAAGCAAAUGAAAAAUAAGGACGAACGGGUUAAACUGAUGAAUGAAAUCCUGAACGGGAUCAAGGUUUUGAAGCUGUACGCAUGGGAACCGUCGUUUCAGAAAUUUGUGGUGGACAUUCGUGAUAAGGAAAUCGAAGUCCUCACUCAAGCUGCAUAUCUUAAUGCUGGGACAUCGUUCAUAUGGACGUGUGCUCCAUUUCUGGUUUCGGUUGUCACCUUCGCGACUUAUGUUCUGUCGGAUCCAAACAAUGUGCUUGAUUCAUCAAAAGCAUUCGUGUCGCUGAGUUUGUUCAACAUAAUGAGGAUGCCCAUGUCAAUGCUGCCGUUUUUGAUCGUUGGCAUGGUUCAGGCUGGUGUGUCUCUCAAGCGAAUGAACAAGUUCAUGAAUGGCGAAGAAUUGGAUGAAAAUGCUGUGACUAGGGAAAUUACUUCAGACACUCCUUUGCUGAUGGAGAACGCAACAUUCAGCUGGGGCAGAGAUGAAACGCCAAUGCUACAGAACAUCAGCUUGAGUUUGCCCGCUAAGAAGCUGAUUGCAGUUGUUGGUCCUGUGGGUGCUGGAAAAUCUUCUCUUAUCUCUGCGUUUCUGGGUGAAAUGGACCGAGGAGCCGGUCGUGUCAACAUCAGUGGCAGUGUGGCAUAUGUCGCGCAGCAAGCCUGGAUACAGAAUGCCACAUUGAAAGACAACAUUCUUUUCGGGAAACCAGAUAAUGAUCGAUUGUAUCGGAGAGUCGUGGAUGGCUGUGCGUUGCGGUCGGAUUUUCAGAUUUUACCCGCCGGCGACCGGACAGAAAUUGGCGAAAAAGGUAUCAAUCUUAGUGGUGGGCAAAAGCAGCGAGUUAGUUUGGCAAGAGCCGCGUUUGCGGAUUGUGACAACUACUUUCUCGAUGACCCGUUGAGUGCAGUAGAUUCACAUGUGGGGAAGCACAUUUUUGAGAAAGUGAUCGGACCAAAAGGGCUUUUGCGAAACAAGACGCGACUAUGGGUCACGCAUGGCAUGGCUUUCUUACCUCAGACAGACCUGGUAGUUGUUAUGAAGGACGGUCAGGUUUCAGAAAUGGGAACCUAUGAUGAAUUGCUGAAGAAGAAAGGCGGAUUUGCUGAUCUUGUCAUUCAGUACCUCUCACAGGAAGUCACCGAUGAGGAUGAUGUGGACGAUUUGAAACAAAACCUUGAGGCGGCGCUUGGGAAAGAAACUGUCCUGAAGGAAAUAAAGCGUCAGCGGUCGCGACUGUCCGAGUCAAGUUUUGGCGGCUCUCACAAACUGGGGCUUGACGCUUACGUUUCUGCUCCUUGUGUUAGCGGCAGACUGCUAAACUUGCUGUUCUGCGUUCAACCUGUCUUUUUGAUUGAGAAGGAGCAUUCGGAAACCGGCAAAGUUAAACUGUCUGUUUAUGCGCAUUACCUCAAGUCUAUCGGCAUUGUAAUUUCGUCCGUGACGAUUGCCUUAUACGUGUUCUCGCAAAUUUGUGCGGUCGGCUCUAACGUGUGGCUUUCAUUCUGGGCAAACGACGCUCCACCAAAUGGCACAACUUUGGAUACUGGGAAACGAGAUAUGUACCUCGGCGUUUACGGGGCUUUGGGUCUCGGACAAGCCCUGGCGAUAUUUUUUGGCUCGAUGGCCAUGGCGUUGGGAACGUUGGUUGCUUCCGCCAAGUUGCACAAUGGAAUGCUGUCCAACAUUCUCAAAAGCCCAGAUACUGGGAAACGAGAUAUGUACCUCGGCGUUUACGGGGCUUUGGGUCUCGGACAAGCCCUGGCGAUAUUUUUUGGCUCGAUGGCCAUGGCGUUGGGAACGUUGGUUGCUUCCGCCAAGUUGCACAAUGGAAUGCUGUCCAACAUUCUCAAAAGCCCCAUGGGCUUUUUCGAUACGACGCCCGUGGGGAGAAUAGUCAAUAGGUUCUCCAAGGAUGUCGACACGCUAGACUUGAUCAUACCGAUGAAUUUGCGCUCUUGGCUCAUCUGUUUUCUGCAGUCGAAAACCGUUUUUGUAUGUUCGGUGGGAAAAAAAGCUUUGGCGACAACGUUGGGAUGGAUGAGCUUGUCGGUCGGGACCUUGAAGGCAACGAAUGCGUUACAUAACAAGAUGUUGUUGAGGAUUCUGCAAGCGCCGCUGUCGUUUUUUGAUUCCACCCCGGUUGGCCGAGUUGUGAAUCGAUUCUCCAAAGACGUGGAAACACUGGACAAUCAGAUGCGCCAAGUGCUAAGCAACUGGUUAUCCUGUGUUUUUAUGGUAAUUUAUUUCUUGCGGUUGGGAGGAAAAGGAUAUGGAUUUUUUUGGCACUGGAUGGUGAUGGAUUUAUAUCUAACACUGGGCGGGAUCCCGCGUGAAGUCGAUGAUUUCCGCGCGGAUGUUUCAUCCGCUGUCAGCACAUUGGGGAUAGUGAUGCUGUAUUUAAGUUGCUUGAGAACGGCAAAGCGGCUCCACGCAGAACUUCUCGAACGAGUACUCAAGGCGCCGUUGAGGUUUUUUGAAACGCAGUCGAUCGGGCGAAUUCUAAGUCGUUUCUCCAAAGACACUGAUGUCCUUGAUGACGAUCUUCCGUAUUUCUUGGAAGACUGGCUCUUUUGCUUUGUUGAGGUGAUCGCAACGUUGGCGGUCAACAGCUACAGCACUCCGAUUUUCUUGGUGGUCAUCGUCCCGGUUGGAGCCUUUUAUUAUUUCAUUCAGAGAUUCUAUGUCGCAACAUCGAGGCAGUUGAAGAGGCUGGAAUCCGUGAGCAGAUCACCGAUUUAUUCGCACUUCGGAGAAACAGUUACAGGAGUAUCAACCAUUCGGGCCUACGGGAAACAAGGGCAGUUUACUCUGGAAUCUGAAUUGCGAGUCGACGAAAAUCAGAUUUGCUACUAUCCCAGCAUUGUAUCGAACCGUUGGUUGGCGAUCAGGCUGGAAUUCGUCGGAACCUUGAUAGUGCUGUUUGCAUCCCUGUUCGCCGUUCUGGGUCGUGAUUCAAUGUCACCUGGUCUCGUCGGCCUGUCCGUCUCCUACGCCAUGUCAGUUACGCAAACCCUCAACUGGCUCGUGCGCAUGACGUCUGAUGUGGAAACCAACAUAGUUGCCGUGGAACGUAUCAAGGAGUACUGUGAAACCCCGACGGAAGCCAGUUGGGAAACACCUGCCGGAGAAACCAAGCCACCUGCUAAUUGGCCGGACAAUGGCACGAUCGUGUUCGACUCGUAUUCAACCCGGUAUCGCGAAGGUCUAUCGCUCGUGCUCAAGGAAAUUUCGGCGGACAUUAAAGGCGGUGAAAAAGUCGGGAUCGUUGGAAGAACGGGUGCUGGAAAGUCUUCCCUGACCCUGGCCUUGUUCAGAAUUGUGGAGGCGGUCAAGGGCAGGAUUUUGAUUGACGGUGUGGAUAUUAGCCGGAUCGGACUGCAUGAUUUGCGGUCGAGAUUGACGAUCAUCCCGCAGGAUCCCGUAUUGUUUUCUGGGGAUCUGAGGAUGAAUUUGGAUCCCUUCAAGGCCAACUCUGACGAAGAAGUGUGGCGCGCCUUGGAACACGCGCAUCUGAAACCUUAUGUGCAAAAGGUUGGCUUGGAUUACGUCGUGUCCGAAGGCGGAGAAAAUUUGAGUGUUGGUCAACGGCAACUUAUUUGUCUCGCGAGAGCAUUGCUGAGACAUACCAAGAUUCUGGUGCUUGAUGAAGCAACUGCAGCGGUUGACAUGGAAACAGACGAUUUGAUUCAGAAAACAAUCAGAGAAGAAUUCAAAGACGCGACGGUGGUCACCAUUGCGCACAGAUUGAACACUAUCAUGGACUACGAUCGUGUGAUCGUGCUGGAUCAGGGUGAAGUGAAAGAAUUCGGAAGUCCGGAUGAACUGAAAAGCAAGAAAGAUACGACAUUCUACUCCAUGGCCAAAGAUGCUGGACUUGUCUAAAAUUGCCGUCCCACAUUUUUGUUGUUGUCAAUUCCUCACGGCGUUGUACUUUAGGUUGUGUCAAUCGUGUUUUUUUUUCUUUUGUUUCCGGGUUGUUGGGGGAAGCGA
This is a messenger RNA of Notodromas monacha, 5642 nucleotides long. NCBI's taxonomy places the organism in Eukaryota, Metazoa, Arthropoda, Ostracoda, Podocopida, Cyprididae. The record is from the annotation of a GenBank genome assembly.